AUGUCGAACCCAACGACAUUCUCUUAUGCCCAAGCGGCCAAGGGGAAAUCUGCCACUCCCACCCCAACGAUCCAAGGGAGCCCAGCGAAUAGCCAAGUGGUGAUCACAAGUAGCCAGGCGCGUGACAGCGCGACAGCUGGUGCCACCAUCGAGACAUCACAGCCUGCCACCUCGACGGCAAACGAUCCGAGCUCGUCCGAGGCCAAGAAUGCCACCGUACAAGCGACGCCCUCGGCGACUUCUGAGCAAAAGUCGGAGCCCAGUGGGUCUGUGAUGAGUGAUGAGAUCAAGACAAGCGCGUCUCAGAGUGUGGACAAGAUCGAGUCGGAGACAACAGAACAAACAGCGGAGCGACAGAGUAGAGCGAACGCCUCGGGCACGCGCUCGCAGGAAAGUAACGACAGCAGAAAGUCGAAGAAGGGCAAGAAGGGCAAAGCUGCCGACAAGGACUCGGAGGCCGAUCAAGAGAAGAAGGAUGAACCACAGCCUAAGAUAGAGCUGUCUGAGGCUCCGAUACCGUCUGUCAAUAUCUGGCAACAGAGACUUGGUGAGCAGGCCACCAAGAAUAAGACUACAGCACCUCUCCGCCCUGCGAGCAUUACAAAUGUUCCGAAUGAGAGCGGGUCGACCAGAACCAAAACUGCCACCAACGGCGAAGGCGAAGGCUCAGCAGGGAAUGCGCGCCACGCGUCAAGCGGAAACAAAGCACACCGGAAAGGCGGCGACUCGUUACGAAGCAACGAUGAGAGUGCUCCGAGGCGGGGAGCUCCUCGUGGGGCUAGAACGACCGAUAGAGAAGAGAGAUCGCCCUUGCCCGCCAUCUCCAACGCAGCUUCAUGGCCUACGCCCGAGACUGCCGCAAGCUCCGAAAUCAAGACAUCGACAUCAUCUGAGAAGGACGACAAGGAAGAUGGUAGCGUAGGCAAGGGUGAGAAGAAGAAAUGGAUCGCAGUCCCCUUCGUUCCUACGGCCAAGUUCAAUACGCCGAUACCAGGCAGAGGAACUCCUCGCACUGGUGGCCGUGGGGGAAGUCGCGCGGGCCGUGACGGCCCGACAAGAGGUGCUGCAGGCAGCAUUUCGUCUGGCACAAAUGGGCGAUCACAUGAGACUGGCUUGGGCUCUCGCGCACCCAGCGAAACGAUCAAAGCUCCCCAAACCGAGGCCUCGACGACCCAUGAAGCUCGCAAGUCCAAUGCUUCAGUUCCUGCCGAACCCGUCAAAGCAUCGGGUGAUGCUUUGAUUCCCACACUCCCAGAUGGUGUGAAGCCCACUCCGGGCGUCUCUGAGACCGCGGCUACAGAUCGGAUCAACGCAUCACGCCCGGUUGACGGCCAGAAGUCUGCAGAGAACACCAAAGAGCACGCCCCUCACUCCCGCGAAGGUCACCAAGGAUCGAAUGGAGCAACGCACCGAUCCAGUGACCGCCCACGGGGCGGCCGUGGCGGUCGCGGUGGGCACGGCACCAACGGCACCACGCAUCAGAACCAGCCUUCUUAUGGACAUGGCAGCAACGGAUACCCGUUCCACCCGAACUCUCGGCAGGCAUCACAGCAGGGUGGCCCCAGCUAUUCUCAGGUUCCCUACGCGACAAAUUACUCGGCCGCAUCUUCGGGCACGAAUCAUCGCGGUCGGCCAAACUCGGUUUCAUUGGGUCGGUCCCAGCCUAACAGCCACACCCGGCACAACAACCCAAGGCUGCCGCACAUUCAGCCUCCGCAGGCCAUGCCCUAUGACACCCAGAUAUACCCUCAGACCGCCAUCCCCUAUGAUUACUUCAGUGCGAACGUGCUCGCCCUGGUUCAGACUCAAGUUGAAUACUACUUCUCAGUCGACAAUCUGUGCAAGGACUACUUCCUGCGGAGGAAUAUGGACUCGCAAGGCUACGUUUUGCUUUCUGUCGUCGCAAACUUCAAGCGCAUGAAAGAGAUGACCACGGACUACGACAUGAUUCGUGCAGCGUGCGAGGAGUCCCGCGAGGUGGAGCUCGUCUAUGGCGAAGAUGGACUGGACCGGGUCCGUCGUGUGUCUGGGUGGGAUUCCUGGGUGAUCCAAGACGUCAGUGACCGGGAGUAUCCUGCACAAAACGAUGGCCCUCAGGCUGUGUAUCGACACAACAGGCCUUUUUACCCUCAGUACCAACCUCAGAUGAUGCACGCAGGCUUCAUGCCUGGUGGCCCGGCGAUGUUCUCACCUAAUGGAUCCAAUCUUGGGUUUAUGCCUUACAUGAACGGCAAUCACAUGGGCUAUUCGAUGGCGAACGGAAAUGGUGGUCACUCUUCUGCGCACAACGAUUCCCAGCUAUCUGCCACAGUUCCCGAGUUCGCGCCGUCAGGCUUCCCAGCGGGGCAUGACCAGGCAGUUGCAGAAGGCUCGAAGAGAGGAGCACCGCUUCCUAGAAACGCGAACCAACCUACGAACGAGACUGGCUAUGCCGAGGCUAUAGCUGUGAACGGAGAUACGCCCACAUCUUUGCAAGAUCACUGA
Messenger RNA from Microdochium trichocladiopsis, 2484 nucleotides. RefSeq lists its product as uncharacterized. NCBI's taxonomy places the organism in Eukaryota, Fungi, Ascomycota, Sordariomycetes, Xylariales, Microdochiaceae. Gene Ontology annotation, biological process: positive regulation of translation. Gene Ontology annotation, cellular component: cytosol; cytoplasmic stress granule. Bases 1 to 2484 code for a protein of 827 amino acids. The transcript is spliced from 2 exons. The record is from RefSeq and is a predicted model, not a curated record. Gene Ontology annotation, molecular function: RNA binding.